Molecule: messenger RNA, 390 nt
Organism: Nematolebias whitei (Rio pearlfish)
Lineage: Eukaryota; Metazoa; Chordata; Actinopteri; Cyprinodontiformes; Rivulidae
Gene: golt1a
Product: golgi transport 1A
Exons: 5
Coding region: 1-390 (129 amino acids)
Biological process (GO): retrograde transport, endosome to Golgi; endoplasmic reticulum to Golgi vesicle-mediated transport
Cellular component (GO): endoplasmic reticulum; membrane
Source: RefSeq, a predicted model, not a curated record
AUGGCCACCAUCACAGAGGUCCAGAGGCUGGGUAUCGUUCUGAUGGGAUUUGGCUUGUUUUUUCUGCUCUUUGGUGUGCUGCUGUACUUUGACACAGUUCUGUUAGCCUUUGGGAAUAUUCUAUUCUUGGCUGGUUUAACACUUCUAACUGGGUUAAGGAGGACAACCCAGUUCUUCUUCCAAAGGCAGAAGUUUCGAGGAACUUUUUUCUUCUUGGGAGGAGUUUCUUUGAUACUCUGUCGCUGGCCUAUCAUUGGAAUGAUAGUGGAGAGUUAUGGGUUUGUGCUUCUGUUCAGGUCAUUCUUUCCUACUACUUUGGAUUUGUUGCUGUCAGCUGUGAAUAUUCCUUUUCUAAAUACCCUCAACGGCAUGAGCACAGAAACACAGUGA